This is a messenger RNA of Cicer arietinum (chickpea), 2496 nucleotides long. Its product is annotated as protein S-acyltransferase 21. Gene Ontology annotation, biological process: protein targeting to membrane; peptidyl-L-cysteine S-palmitoylation. NCBI's taxonomy places the organism in Eukaryota, Viridiplantae, Streptophyta, Magnoliopsida, Fabales, Fabaceae. Gene Ontology annotation, molecular function: protein-cysteine S-palmitoyltransferase activity. Gene Ontology annotation, cellular component: endoplasmic reticulum; Golgi apparatus. The record is from RefSeq and is a predicted model, not a curated record.
ACUCUCUCUUUGUAUAUAUUUUUCACAACACUGAAGAGCUUCUUCUCUUUCUCUCUCUCUCUCACACAGUUGAAUUUGACUCUUCAAAGUAGAAACCCUAACCUAAUAAUAAUUUCAGGAUCAAUUCAAAUCCGUUACUGCAUUCUACUACCAUUUUCGGAGUUAUCUCUUUGAGUUGUGAAAGUUGAAGCGAAUGCCAAAUUUUUGUGCGGAAAAAUAAAUGAUUUGGAUUUGUUAAGUCUGUUAUAAUGGGUAGGCGUCAUGGAUGGGAACUUCCUUUUCACACUUUUCAGGUUGUGGCUAUAACAGUUUAUUUCUUGUUAUGCAUUGCUUAUUACGCCUUCUUUGCUCCUUUUCUUGGAAAGGAAAUCUAUGAAUAUGUGGCUUUUGGUGUUUACUCUGUACUGGCACUCUCUGUAUUCGUCCUCUAUGUUCGCUGCACUGCCAUUGACCCUGCUGAUCUGGGAGUGAGGCUUGACUGUGACCAAACAUCCAAUAAUAGAUCAAAACACGAUGAAGAGUUGACAGAACCCAACAAGAUAGGGCUCAAGGAUGAAAGAAUGUCUGAUCGGCAUGAUUCAAAUGUUUGCUCCAAACUUGGAUGUUGCUUGUGUAGUUUCCUUGCAAUGGAAGAUUGCCGCAGCGAUGAAGAUUCUAUUCUGCAACAAGAAUCCGGAGAGGAGGAGGCUUUGUUCUGUACUUUAUGCAAAGCUGAGGUUCGGAAGUUCAGUAAGCAUUGUAGAAGUUGUGACAAAUGUGUUGAUGGAUUCGAUCACCAUUGCCGGUGGUUGAACAAUUGUGUUGGAAGGAAGAAUUACAUCACAUUUGUGUGCCUAAUGGCAGUGAGCCUGGUUUGGCUUUUAGUCGAAUGCGGAGUUGGGAUUACUGUGCUUGUCAGAUGCUUUGCUGAUAAGAAGCAUACAGAGAAUCUGAUAGAAGAAAAGCUUGGAGCUGGAUUUUCUCGAGUCCCAUUUGCUACAAUAGUGGCCAUAUGCACAGCAGUUUCUUUCCUUGCGACUAUACCUCUGGGAGAAUUGUUCUUUUUUCAUAUGAUUCUGAUUAGAAAGGGAAUUACUACGUAUGAAUAUGUCGUUGCCAUGAGAACUCUGAGUGAACCACCUGGUCCUUCAGUUGAUGCGGGUGAUCAGCAGAGUCUUCCUCCGUCUCCUACUAGUUCAGCUGUCACUGCAAUUAGCGGAAGAAGCUCUGUGGGAAUGAGUUUGCAAUACAAAGGUGCCUGGUGUACACCUCCAAGAAUCUUUAUGGAUCACCAGGAUGAAAUUAUACCACAUUUGGAGCCAGGUCGCCUACCAUCUACUGUAGAUCCAGAUGCAAUACAACAACCCGACAAAGGAAAAAAUUUGAAUCACCGCCCUGUGCGAAUAAGCGCAUGGAAACUUGCAAAACUAGAUUCCAAUGAGGCAGCUAAGGCAUUAGCUAAAGCUAGAGCAUCAUCAUCUGUGCUUCGUCCAAUUAGUUCUCGGUCUCAUGCAUACGAUGUUGAUCAUUUAUCCAGUAGCAAUGUGAGUGGAAGAAGCAGUCCAAUUAGCAACCAAGGAUUUCAUAACAAAUACGAUCCAUCAGGGACAUCAAAGUUAUCUCCUUCCAAGAGCUCAUACCCUCCCAGUCAAGCAAGCAAGGAAGAUAUAGAUGCAUGUCACCACAGUAUGAGUAACUUCAGCAGUCCACAAGUCCCCAACUUAACUCCUUCGCCAAUGCAGCGGCCAGGUUUGAACAGAGACCAUUUCAACCCUAUGUUUCAGCAACCAUCUGCAAAUCAGUCUCCUUCAUCAGCUAAAGGAAGCGAAGGGAAUUUAAACCCAGUUCAUGAAAUUGGUGCACGUGUGCCAAUGAGAAGUAACAACUUAGCUGUUUCAGAGGAUAAAAAAUCAUCAGUGUUUUGGGAUCCAGCAGCUGGGCGCUUUGUCCCUUUCUCGUCUAGUGGUCAAGGCAGUUAUCAGAUUCCUAGAACAGAGUUAUCGUAUACUGGGCGUUCUAUAUUUUUUGGCAGUCCCGCUGUGAACGAACAGUCAAAUGCAGCAGGAACAAGAAAUAGCAGCUCGGUAGCUGGUGUUUCGGACAGAGAUUAUCCAAUAAGGGAUUUUCAGCGAGGUAGAUCACAUAGAGGUGGCCAACUUCCUGUGUUUGUUCCUAGUUAUUCCCAGCAAAACUAAUUUUCUUAGAGUACCUUUGAAUUGGUGGUAUAGGAUAAGAAUGGAAUGGAAUAUGAUAACAUCUAAAAUUUAAAAUCUAAAUAGUGAAAUGUUAGCGCAUUCCAUUCCACUCCAAUUUACCAUUAAUUGCAAUUUUUUCUUCUCUUCCUUUUCUAGUUGAAAAAAAAGUCCUAAAACAUCUUAUCCUGCAUUUUUUAAUGUAUGUCUUCUUUCUUGUUUCCACCUUGUUGUUUAGUACAUUCACCAUUCCAUCUGUACAGGCUAAUGGAUCACGACCUUUCUCUGUUUUAAUUUAUUGACCACUGUCAUUGCAUUUGAGUAA